UAUGGCCUUUUUGAGUGAAUACUUGACCACCAUGAGCCCAGUUGCUAAGGCGAUCAACAUAUUGCAAGGAGAAAAGGACGUUCAGAUGGGAUGGCUACUCCCCACAAUCACCACCCUCAUCACCAAGCUUGAGAAAAUGAAACCAUCACUGAGGUUCUGCAAGCCACUAGUCGAUGCCCUCCUGGGUGGUUUGAGGAAACGUUUUGACCCUAUGAUGUCUGAUCCUGAGCUCAUUGCAGCAGCCGUUCUCAAUCCGAAGUUUAAAACCUCCUGGACUAGUGAUGAGGACAUCCUCAAGCUUGGCCUCGGUUACAUCAAGGAGCAUCUUCCUGACCAUGAUGAAGGUCUUUAUCCUGCUGACUCUUCGAGCACUUCUGAUGAAGAGGAUUUUUUCUCUAAUAUCAGGCACACGCACACACAGGAGACGGUCAAACAGUUGGAUGCAUACCUAACAUGUGCAGCUGAAGGUGUGACCAUGUUAACAGCUUAUGCUGCUGUAUGUAGAUCUCUCAAAUUAAACACCGCCCUGCCUGCCUCUGCAGCGUGCGAGAGGCUUUUUAGUGCAGCUGGAUUAAUCUUCAGGCCAAAGCGGGCAGCAAUCAGCUCCCGCAACUUUGAGAACCAGCUUCUGCUUAAGUUGAAUAAGGACUUUUACAACUUCAACUGAUUUGAUGUGUCUAUACUGUAAACACGACAUGAUGGAGAGUGAAUUUGUGAACCCUUGUAGUCUGCUUUGUUCAUUUAAAAUGGUUGGCUGUCUACUGUGAACACGAAGUGAUGGAGUGAAUUUGUACACCCAUGUAGUCUUGUUUUGUUUACUUGAAAUGGUUGACAGUCUAUACUGUAGACACAAAGUGAUGGGGAGUGAAUUUGUGCACCCAUGUAGACUUGAUCAUUUUACUUAAAAUGGUUGGUUGUCUACACAAAGUGAUGGAGUGAAUUUGUGGACCCAUGUAGUCUUGUUUUGUUUACAGUAUAGACAGGCAACCAUUUUAAGUGAUGGGGAAUGAAUUUGUGCACCCAUGUAGUCUAGUUUUGUUUACUUAAAAUGGUUGGCUGUCUAUACUGUAAACACAAAGUGGAAAGAGAAUUUGUGCACCCAUGUAGUCUUGUUUUGUUUACUUGAAAUGGUUGGCUGUCUAUACUGUAAACACAAAGUGGAAAGGGAAUUUGUGCACCCAUGUAGUCUUGUUUUGUUUACUUGAAAUGGUUGGCUGUCCAUACACAGUGAUGGGGAGCGAAUUUGUGGACCCAUGUAGUUUUGUUUACAGUAUAGACAGGCAACCAUUUUAAGUGAUGGGAAGUGAAUUUGUGCACCCAUGUAGACUUGUUUAGUUUACUUAAAAUGGUUGGCUGUCUAUACUGUAAACAAAGUGGAAAGGGAAUUUGUGCACCCAUGUAGUCUCUUUUGUUUCCUUGAAAUGGUUGGUUAGAUUUAAGCAUGAAGUUAACCAUGAGCCACUGUUGGACCUGUGAUGUAAAGUUGCUUGAAUGUUGCUUUCAUGUCAAGCCAGUUUGAUAGAAAAUAAACAUUUUCUUUCUGUCA
Messenger RNA from Alosa alosa (allis shad), 1546 nucleotides. RefSeq lists its product as uncharacterized. The record is from RefSeq and is a predicted model, not a curated record. Lineage: Eukaryota; Metazoa; Chordata; Actinopteri; Clupeiformes; Clupeidae. The coding region runs from base 2 to 667 and encodes 221 amino acids. The transcript is spliced from 2 exons.